This is a messenger RNA of Dimorphilus gyrociliatus, 565 nucleotides long. NCBI's taxonomy places the organism in Eukaryota, Metazoa, Annelida, Polychaeta, Dinophilidae. The record is from the annotation of a GenBank genome assembly.
AAUGGAUAGUCAAAUUUUACGUCACAGUAUAUCCUUACCCGAUCCUGACGAUGAUACAGUUCUAAUAGAGGGAGUUCUAUUUCGAGCUCGUUACCUUGGUUCAACACAACUUAUUUCGGAAGGCCAACCGUCCAAAUCAAUGAGGAUGAUGCAAGCUCAGGAGGCCGUUGGACGUAUAAAGAUUCAAGGACCAAUGCAUUUUGGUAAAUAUUAUGAGGCGCCCGACGGGGAGAAUCAGCCUAGUACGGAAGUAGAUCUAUUCGUAUCGACCGAGAAAAUUAUGGUGCUAAAUACUGAUUUACAGGAAAUCAUGAUGGAUCACUCCUUGCGUACUAUAUCUUAUAUUGCUGAUAUCGGAGAUAUAGUGGUUGUUAUGGCCAGAAGGAGAACUUUGGCAUCCAGUCCAGGAGAUGAAACCUUAAUUAAGAAGAAGCAGACGAAGAUUCUUUGUCAUGUGUUCGAAAGUGAUGAGGUCAGCCAUUUAUUUUCUAUUCAUUUCCCGAACUGGAAAUUUCGUUCGCAUAGUCAUUCGAAUUCGAUUAGUGGCGUCAUCUAUAUUACUUAG